Magallana angulata is the source of this 3213-nucleotide messenger RNA. RefSeq lists its product as uncharacterized. The transcript is spliced from 16 exons. Gene Ontology annotation, biological process: protein ubiquitination. NCBI's taxonomy places the organism in Eukaryota, Metazoa, Mollusca, Bivalvia, Ostreida, Ostreidae. Gene Ontology annotation, cellular component: SCF ubiquitin ligase complex; Cul4-RING E3 ubiquitin ligase complex. The record is from RefSeq and is a predicted model, not a curated record. Bases 38 to 3175 code for a protein of 1045 amino acids. Gene Ontology annotation, molecular function: protein binding.
UGUGAAAUAGAGUUACCUCGCUUGAUUCUAAAACUAAAUGGACGAUUGGGAAACACUCACAGAUCCUAUUCUCCUAGCAGUAUUUUCCUACUUGGAUGUUCAGAAUUUAAGCGCUGCUGCCAGAACCUGCACGAACUGGUGGCGUAUUUCCUUGGACGAAUCUUUGUGGAAAGCUUUGGCCUUCCAAAGAGUAGGAUGUCGCUAUGCUUGUCAUGAUGACGUCACAUGGAAGUCGGAGCUGAAACGUUUGAUAUACCAUGCCCCGGUACAUUUGCACCAAACAUGCGUGGAACACCAUGACGAAAUAUAUUACAUCUGUUUCUCAAACAGCGGAAAUUUGAUUGCCACAUGUGGGGAAGACGGCAUUGUGAAUAACUGGUGUCGUGUUUCCUUGGACGAAUCUUUGUGGAAAGCUUUUGCCUUCCAAAGAGUAGGAUGUCGUUAUGCUUGUCAUGAUGACGUCACAUGGAAGUCGGAGCUGAAACGUUUGAUAUACCAUGCCCCAAUACAUUUGCACCAAACAUGCCAGGACCACCAUCGCGAAAUAAAUUAUAUCUGUUUCUCAAACAGCGGAAAUUUGAUUGCCACAUGUGGGGAAGAUAGCAUUGUAAAGGUAUGGAAAUAUGGCAACGAAAUUCAGUUGCUGUUUUCCAGACAAGUUGUAGAUGACCCAGAUCAUGUCAAUUUUGUCGAGUUCAAUCAAGCGGAAACUCACUUGAUCGCUCAUUGCAUCACUCCUGGAGGAGAGUUUCUUUGUUUUGAAGGGAUAAUAAUGGUAUUAUCCAUCCAUACAGGUGCUCUGUGUCCCGUGGCAGCUAGGAAUUCCCCAUCAGUUCCAUUUAGAGGAACAUGGCUUGCUAAUGACACCUUCCUACACGCCGAUGUCCUCGAGGACUCCCCCGAUGAUAUUCAGUUUCUAGCUUGCAAAUUUUUCAAUAACGGCUCGGAAUACUCAUCAUUGAUUGAUCUGAUCACUGAAGAAAAUGUGGAGACGAAAACCGUCCUGCAAAUAAACCAACAAGACUCUGACCUGGAGUAUGCGAAAGUGAUAGACUGGUCCCAAUGGAACGGGGGUGCUUCUAAUGAUUCAGACGUUCAUUCAAAAACUAAUGAAAAAGUGGUGAUCUUGUAUUUGAAUAAUUUGAGCCAAACAAAUGAGAACGAACUAAAAUUCUACAGAGUUGAAUUGGACUCCACAGAUCCAGUGAUAUCGGAGCCAAUAAGAACAAUAAAAAUGAACUGUUUAGGACUUCAGCUAUCAGCAGAUCACAGAUAUUUGGUAUGCAACACAAGGCGGAUAACUGUGGAAGACGACAAUUGGCGGGUUGAAAAGGAUGUCAUCACCAUGGUUAUUCGACUGGAAAACACAGAGUCAACGCCGGAAAUUUAUGGUGAAAACCAACCCAUGGAGAGCGUUACACUAUCCACUUACUUCUUCCCCCAUGUCUCCCCCGACUAUGUUGCAGCAGAGUCGGAUCGGGAUGUGAUUUUUCUAUGGGACCGGACGUCACGUCAAACUAUCUCCAAGUUAUCACACAGACUUCCGGGCCAGAAAAAUGGUGUCAGUGCCGUUGCUUUUCAUCCACGUGAUCAGGAAGUUUUAGUUACCGUUGCAGACGACUACAAACUUAGAGUAUGGAAGUCUCGGAACAGACUUAACUCUAUCGCAACCGAAUUGUUCUUCAUGUAUAAGAGUUUACCUAUCAUUGACAUUUUACAGUCGGAGAGGAUUUUAGAGUUAUCUUCCUUUAAAUUGCCGAUGGAGAAUGAGUGGGAAAAUCUUACGGACCCUAUUCUUCUAUCAGUGUUUUCGUACCUGAAUUUUCACGAGUUGAACAACGCCAGCAAAUCAUGCAAGAAUUGGUAUCGAGUUGCACAAGAUGAGAGUUUAUGGAGAGAAUUAUCUUUUCGGUAUUUGGGGUCUCGCUUUUCUCGACACGACGAUAGUUGGAAGUCAGAGUUGAAGAGAUUGACAUACCAUGCCCCGGUACAUCUGCACCAAACUUGCGAGAGUCACGUGGACGAAGUCUAUAACGUCUGCUUCUCCAAGAGCGGGAAAUAUAUCGCAACUUGUGGUUUAGACGGCAAUAUAAAAGUAUGGCUGUUCGGACCCAACACGGAACUCCUCCACUCCCGACAAGUGGUGGAUCCGCCCUCUUACGUUAACUACGUGGAAUUUAACGAAGCGGAAACUCAUCUGCUGCUGAACUGCAUGAUAAAGGGGGAUACAGGGGACCAGUGCCUUUUGGCAGUGAUGUCCAUCGAAAAGAAGUUUGCGGUGAUAGCAGCAAGACAGUCCUGGUUCCCGAACUUCAGGGGCACCUGGCUCAACAACGACACGUUCCUGAAUGCAGACGUUCUGGCAUAUUUCUUCUCCAACGACAACAUCAAACUUGUUGCCUGCACGUUUUAUGAGGAGGAUCUGGAUGACCCGUUCCUAUUGGAGCGCCCUCUGCUGGACCGUUUGUCCGACAACAAUGUGGAUCUAAGAUCUUUCCUGGAAAUGGAGCGGGACGAGUUUCGACCUCAUUUCGUCAAAGUCAUUGAUUGGUCGGAAUGGAAUCGGGAUUCCCCAACAAAACGUACCGAAGAUUCCAAUGACAAUGAAAAAGUGGUUAUCUUGUUCCAGCGAAGUUUGGAGUGGGACGGUGUUCAAAGAAUAGUCUUUUACAAAGCUGAUAUGGACAGUGAAAUUCCUAGUGUUACUGAUCCUAUUAAAACGAUUUUUAUCAAUUAUGGAUGCACUGGAGUUCAACUUUCUGCAGACCACAGAUACAUCGUGUACAACUUCAGAGGCGUGUGUGAAGACGGAGACAAAAGUUGGUAUGAUAAAGAAGUUGACAUGAUGGUUAUAAAUCUGGCUAAAUCUGAUGAUAAACCCAAAAUAUUCAGCGGUAACAUGUCUUUGGAGUAUUCCACUUUCAUAUCGUACUUUUUCCCGGAUGCAUCUUCAGAUUUUAUAGCAAGCGGAUCAGAACAAGAUGCUGCAGUUAUCUGGGAUCGUCACUCAAAGUGCGUCAUCUCUAAAUUACCUCAUCAUCUCCAAGAUCCAGCGACACAGAAUGGAGUUAGCGCUGUAGCAUUUCAUCCACGUGAUCAAGAAAUUCUCGUUAGUGUAGCAGACGACUGCAAACUUAGAAUUUGGAUGUCUGCCAACAGAACACGUCACUUGUGAUCAGAUAGAUGAUUGGAAAUAGAUACCUGCAUUCUUAA